CUCCUCAAACACUCCGGCUGAUCACUCUGAACGCAGCAGACGAGCCACUGUGUCAUUUUUUUUGUCCUCACAAGGAUGCAGACCUCCAAGGUUGGACAUGGUUUUUGCAACAAGUCGUCCUUCAGCAUCAGCAGCCUCUUGUGGAACGAUGAGCAGAAGGAGCAGAGAACGAAACAACUUUUCACUUGUGAGAAGAUUGUGAGAAAUAAAGAAAAAGCAGAGAAGCCUCCUUUUAGUUACAACGCUCUCAUCAUGAUGGCCAUCCGCCAGAGUCCUGCAGGACGACUCACUCUGAGUGGCAUCUAUGAGUUCAUCAUGCACAACUUCCCUUUCUAUAGGAACAACAGACGGGGAUGGCAGAACUCCAUAAGGCACAACUUGAGUCUGAACAAGUGUUUUGUCAAAAUACCUCGCCACUACAACGACCCGGGUAAAGGCAGCUACUGGAUGCUGGACUCCUGCAGCGAGGAUGUCUUCAUCGGGGCCAUCUCAGGGAAGCUCCGGCGCAAGAGCAGGAAUACAGGAGGAACCAAGUUUGCAGCCAAAGGAGCGCAGAUUCGUGUAGUGUCCACCAGCAGCUCAUUUUACUGGCCGGUGCCGCUCCCGGCACCACUAGUGCGCACCCAUGAAGCAGGCUCGCAACCAGGCUUCUCACGCCACGCCGUGCAGCUUCUGCACGGGACACGACCACCCGGUGCUAGCGGAAUCACGCAGGCGCACUAUGCGACGUCUUCCGGCGUACUCGGCUGCCGCGGACAGUCCGGAACCGGCUGCGGGUCUUUCUCCACAUCCACCCCUACAGCAUGCACCUGGUCUCUGCAGGAUCAACGUCCCCUCGGCUUCUACUCGCAGCAAAUACCAUGCAACCCAUGCCGUGAUGGCUGCACCAUGGACAUGGGGGAGUGCGGGGGUGACUUCCGAAGUUACUGCCACCCAGUCACCCAUACAUAUCCUAUUUAA
Molecule: messenger RNA, 960 nt
Organism: Doryrhamphus excisus (bluestripe pipefish)
Lineage: Eukaryota; Metazoa; Chordata; Actinopteri; Syngnathiformes; Syngnathidae
Product: forkhead box protein G1-like
Biological process (GO): regulation of transcription by RNA polymerase II
Cellular component (GO): nucleus
Molecular function (GO): DNA-binding transcription factor activity; sequence-specific double-stranded DNA binding
Source: RefSeq, a predicted model, not a curated record